UUGUUUGUUUGAGCGAAAAAAUAAAGUAGAAAAAAUAAAGUUAAAAAUAGAAGAGUGAGGGGGAAAUCGUAAGUGAACAAGUGUUUUCUCAAAAUCGUUUAAAAAUGGCCUCCCACCAUCUGUACGGGGCGUUGAUCGCGCUGACCUGUGUGCUGUGCUACCACAACAGCCUCAACUGUGGCUUCGUGUUCGACGACAUCAGUGCGAUUAAGGAGAAUCGCGACCUGAGACCGCACUCGUCGAUCAAGAAUGUGUUCCUGAACGAUUUCUGGGGCACGCCGAUGCAUAAGGAACAAAGCCAUAAAUCAUACCGGCCCCUGUGUGUGCUGACGUUCCGGUGGAACUAUCUGCUGCACGGGUUGGAGCCGGCCGGGUACCACCUGGUCAACAUGCUGCUCCACACCGUCGUCUCGCUCAUGUACUUUCGAAUGUGCGCCAUGCUCCUGUCGGAGGUGUCCAGCUUUGCAGCGGCGAUGCUGUUUGCGGUGCAUCCGAUUCACACCGAGGCGGUAACCGGCGUCGUAGGUCGGGCCGAAACGCUGUCCUCGGUGUUUUUCCUGGCGGCGUUCAUCUUCUACACCAAGGCGACUAGGCGGAAACGGGCCACUGGCUGGCGGUACCUGUCGGUGGCCAUGGUCUUCGUGGCCACGGCGAUGCUCUGCAAGGAGCAGGGCAUCACCAUCACCGGCGUUUGUGCAAUUUACGAGAUCUUCGUCGCCCAGAAGAUCCGGCUGAGUGACAUCUACCACCUGGCCCGGUCGGUGAUGAGCGGGAAAUCGUUGGCCCUGCCCAGCGGAUGGUGGCCCCACGAGGCGACCCGCCGGUUAGCGGUCCUGUGCGUGUCCACGGUGGCGCUGCUCUUCGUCCGGCUGCAGAUUAUGGGCUCGCAGCUGCCGGUCUUCACCAGGUUCGACAAUCCGGCCUCGGUGUCGCCGACGCCCACGCGCCAACUCUCGUACAACUACCUGGCCUCGGUGAACCUGUGGCUGCUGCUGUUCCCAUGUGACCUGUGCUGCGACUGGACCAUGGGCACCGUCCCGCUGGUGGAGAGCUUUGGGGACGUGCGCAACCUGACGACGCUGGCCGCGUACAGUCUGCUCGGGGUGCUCGUGUGGAUGGCGUUCGUGCAGGUCGAUCGGCAGAAGGCGGCCGUUAUUGUGAUGGGCCUUGCCUUCAUGAUACUCCCGUUCCUCCCGGCCUCCAACCUGUUCUUCCCGGUGGGUUUCGUGAUCGCCGAACGCGUCCUGUACAUGCCCUCGAUGGGCUUCUGCAUCCUGGUGGCGUACGGCUUCCAACUCCUCUCCGAGCGGUGGUCCCGCAAGGCCACCUGGUGCUGUCUGGGCUUUCUCCUGCUGAGUCACUCCGUCAAGACCUACAACCGGAACGCCGACUGGGAGUCUGAGUACACGAUCUUCAUGUCCGGCCUGAAGGUGAACCAACGCAACGCCAAACUGUUCAACAACGUCGGCCACGCGCUCGAGAGCGAGGGCAAGUUCGAGGAGGCGCUUCAGUUCUUCCACAAGGCCGUCAGCGUCCAGGAGGACGACGUCGGGGCGCACAUCAACGUGGGCCGGACGUACAACCACCUGAAGAUGUUCAAGGAGGCCGAGCAGGCGUACCUGAAGGCGAAAUCCCUGCUUCCGAAGGCCAAACCCGGCGAGUCGUACCAGGCGCGGAUCGCCCCGAACCAUCUGAACGUGUUCCUCAACCUGGCGAAUUUGAUCUCGAAGAAUGCGACCAGGCUGGAGGAGGCGGAUCUGCUGUACAGACAGGCCAUCAGCAUGCGGUCGGACUACACUCAGGCGUACAUCAACCGGGGGGACAUUCUGAUCAAGCUGAACCGGACGAAGGAAGCGCAGGAGGUGUACGAGAGGGCGCUGCUGUACGAUAGCACCAAUCCGGAUAUUUACUACAAUCUCGGAGUGGUCUUCCUGGAGCAGGGCAAGGCCUCCCAAGCGCUGGCCUACCUGGACAAAGCGCUCGAGUUCGACCCGGAGCACGAGCAAGCGCUGCUGAAUUCCGCAAUCCUGCUGCAGGAGCUGGGCCGUCCAGAACUGCGGAAAAUCGCCCGCGAGCGUCUCCUCAAGCUGCUCGCCAAGGAUGAAUCCAACGAGCGUGUCCACUUCAACCUGGGCAUGCUGGCGAUGGACGACCGGAACACAGACGAGGCGGAGAACUGGUUCCGGCGGGCGGUGCAUCUCAAACAGGACUUCCGCAGUGCGCUGUUUAAUCUGGCGUUGCUGCUUGCCGAUGACCACAGGCCAUUGGAGGCGGCGCCUUUUCUGAAUCAACUGGUCAAGUACCAUCCCGAUCACAUCAAGGGGCUGAUCCUGCUUGGGGACAUCUAUAUCAACAACAUUAAGGAUCUGGACGCAGCGGAGAAUUGCUACAAGCGCAUCCUCCAGCUGGACCCGAUCAACAUCCAGGGGCUGCACAACCUGUGCGUGGUGUACGUCGAGCGCGGCAAGCUGGCCCAGGCCCAGUCCUGUCUGGCGCACGCCCACCGACUCGCGCCCGGCGAGGACUACAUCCUGCGCCACCUGCAGAUCGUCCAGACGCGCAUCCAGCGACUCCGCUCGACGGCGGGUCCGAGCCGCGAGAAGGAGGUCGCCUUUGCCGAGUACGACCCGCGCGAGUUUGGCGGAAGUCCCGGCGAUGAGGUCGAGGACGACUUCCAGCAGCAGCCAAUUAAUGGCGAUGGCAGUAACGAUAACCAUAAUAAUCUGAAAACAUCAUUACCUCAUGUGACGACUGAAGAAGGAGAAGAAAUGGAAGAAGCAGCCAGUAGCAACAGUGAUCCUAUUUUUAUCGAAUCAGAAGAGCCAAUCUCUCGGCCGUCGGCGCCGACGUCGACGUCGUCUUCUGAACCAGUGGCCGCCCCGGCCAAUGGAAGUCUUCUUCAGCAGCAGCAACAGGAUGCGCCUAGAUUAAGCGACGAUACGACUAGCAGUAGUAACAGUAGAACCAGUAGCAGUACUAGCAGUAAUCAGCAGUCGCAUCAACCCCAUCAAGAGCAGCAGAAGCAGUCGCCGCUGAGGAGUACAAGUAGCAGUAGCAGCAGCAGUCCGCAGAUUGUUGGCGGGAAGGACUUGGACGACCCGUCGUCCGGCAUGUCAUAGCAUCAGAUUCUUAAUUACAACAAGCUAGACUGUUUCAAAAUUAAUUAGGACUGAACUGAACUGAGAGCAGCGAGGCGGUGAACGAGGCGACCUUUUUCGAGAGAAGCGACGACAAAAGGGGCAGUAAGAGGGAUGCACGCGAGAGAUUACGAUGAUGAUUAGAGAGUGUGGGUGAUGUAUUGGGUUACGUUUGGUAAUGAGUUUUAUUUUUCCUCUACGGAAUGAAGAGUGCAUCUUGAGGGAGUUUGACGGAGUCAAAUGCAAAAUAUGUCAAACUUGAAGAUUCAGUUAUUUUUUUUUCCUGAAAAUUUAUAAAUUUCAAACAUAAAUUGGAACGACACUUUACAAAUUUGCUGCAAUUACAUGUUACGAAGAUUCUACUCAGAAAUACUUAAAAAUCAAAUAUUUUGGAAAAUUUUCAUUUAUUUGUCAAAACACAUUGAAACUUCUACGCAAUUAAAAUUGAUUUUUGUUUAUUUUAUUUAUUUAACUGUAAUAUUUUUACAAAAGAAAUUAGGCCUGUACGAAUUUUCUUUUUAAUUGAGUGGAGGGUUAAAAAAUAAUUUCCAAUUUAAAAAUAGUACUUAAACUUAAUUUACAACCCAGAAUUUAACAUUUCAAUCUUAAAAAAAUUGAAUUUUAGGCUUUUUAUAUUUAUGUACUUGAUUUUUAGGGGAUAAUUUCAAAAAGAGAGAAAACAUAAACUUGAAAUAACAAAAUUUUCGGCUUUAUUCCUAGGCUGGUACACAUUUUAAUUCAAAAUUGUCAAUCUUUUAACAAGGAUUAAUUGUAAUUGAUUGUUUGUUUGCGACAGAGCCUAGCUUUGAAUGGAUAACGAUAUAUUUUCAUCAAUUUUAAUUUUUAACUUAGACCUGAUUU
This is a messenger RNA of Culex quinquefasciatus (southern house mosquito), 3998 nucleotides long. It is a transcript of the gene Tmtc3, whose product is annotated as protein O-mannosyl-transferase Tmtc3. Gene Ontology annotation, biological process: protein O-linked glycosylation via mannose. The coding region runs from base 105 to 3119 and encodes 1004 amino acids. The transcript has 11 exons. The record is from RefSeq and is a predicted model, not a curated record. Lineage: Eukaryota; Metazoa; Arthropoda; Insecta; Diptera; Culicidae. Gene Ontology annotation, molecular function: mannosyltransferase activity; protein binding. Gene Ontology annotation, cellular component: endoplasmic reticulum.